AUGGAUGAACCCGUCGCGACGAUUGAAAAAUCGAAAAAAAUAGAGGCUAUAAACAAAGAAACGAUUCAUCAUAUUUGCUCUGGACAGGUUGUGCUCGAUCUUGCCAUCGCAAUCAAAGAGUUGGUAGAGAAUAGUUUAGAUAGCAGAGCUACAGUGAUCGACGUCAAGCUUAUUGAUUAUGGUAAAACGUGCAUUAGCGUUAAUGAUAAUGGCAGUGGCGUUUUAGAACAGGACUUUGAAGGCUUAGGUUUAAAACAUCACACUUCAAAGCUUCGAGAAUUCACAGAUUUAACUGAAGUAAACACAUUUGGUUUUCGCGGUGAAGCGUUAAGUUCAUUGUGUGCUUUGUCUGAGUUGAGUAUUAUUACUAGACAUGCAUCGAGCGAACAUGGUUUUAAAUUGGAAUUCGAUCGAAACGGCAUACUCAUGAGGAAGGAACCAUGCGCAAGGGAAAAGGGAACUACUGUGCAUGCGAGGAAUAUAUUCAAAAAUCUACCUGUCAGAGCAAAAGAGUUCCAGAAAAAUUUGAAGAAGGAGUACGCGCGCGCUAUCCAAGUCUUGUACAGUUACUGCUUGGUCUCUACCAAUAUCAAGAUUACAUGUACCAAUCUGAUGACAGGCAAAUCAUCUAAUCUUAUAGUAGCCACAAGAAACACUGAUGAUGUACUAAGCAAUGUUAAUUCUGUGUUUGGCAAAAAAUCUUUGGAUGGGAUUGUUAAGCUCGAACUUCAGCCUCCGGACGAAACAGUAUUGCAGGAGUACAAUUUGUCUAGCAACAUUACUGUAGAUUUUGAUUGGGAAUGUUACGUGAGUACGUGCGACCAUGCGAUCGGACGUUCCUCCCCCGAUCGACAAUUUUUUUACGUGAAUGGUCGGCCGUGUGAUCUCACGAAGGUCAGCAAACUAAUCAACAGCGUGUAUCAUAAGUACAAUAACAAACAAUAUCCUUUUAUCUUUCUAAACAUCAAAUUAGACAGACAAUGUGCUGACGUGAAUGUUACUCCUGAUAAGAGAACAAUAUUCGUUACGCAAGAACGCCUUAUACUGGCAACGUUGAAAUUCAGCUUAAUUACAAAAUGGGACAAACUUCAAAGGAAUUUUACAGCUAAAACUUUAACGGAGUUAAAUUUCGGUUUGAAAAGGACGAUCUCGUCUAAUUAUACGCAUCUGCCAGCUAAAAGAUUACAAAUGUCUCCUUCACUGUCGCAUACGACGAAAGAUGAUGCUAUUCAAACUCAUAUUAAAUCAAUGAAAAAACAUGUAGAUGUAGAAAUGAUGAUAAAUAUAGCAAUUAUAAAAGAAAAGUUGAAUGAAAAAGGAAGUAUUGUUAGAGCACCUAUUAGUACAGCUAAAAGAAUAAAGUAUAGAAUACAAAUGGAAGCUAAUCAAAGUGAAGCUGAAAAAGAACUGCAAAGAGAAUUGACAAAAGAUUCAUUUGGCAAGAUGGAGAUAAUAGGUCAAUUUAAUCUUGGUUUCAUAAUAGCUCGAUUAGAAGAUGAUCUAUUUAUCAUCGACCAACACGCUACCGACGAAAAAUUUCGUUUUGAGAAGCUGAGCAAUGAAACAAAGCUCAAAACGCAAAAACUUAUUGCACCAAAGUUGCUAAAUUUUUCUGCAUUGAACGAAACGAUACUUAUCGAGCAUCAACAAACAUUCGAAGAUAAUGGAUUUACCUUCAAUAUUAAUGAACAGGCUGAACCUGGUAAGAAGAUAGAAUUGAUAGGAAUGCCGGUCAGCGGUCACUGGCAAUUUGGUCAAGAGGAUAUAGAGGAAUUAGUAUUUCUCAUUAGAGAAGCAGGCAACGAAACCAAGAAUAAGCAUAUAUAUCGUCCGAGUCGUGUCAGACAAAUGUUGGCGUCCAGAGCAUGUCGUAGUGCAGUUAUGAUUGGCACAGCUUUAAAUAUCGGUGAGAUGCAGAAGCUGAUAAUGCAAAUGACACAAAUGCAGAAUCCAUGGAAUUGUCCACAUGGAAGACCUACCAUAAGGCACUUAUUAUCUUUAUUACUAAUAAACAAAUGAUCUGUGAUGUUCACAUAUUUCACAGACAUUGAUUUAUUAGAUGCAAAUAAUUCUUCAAGUCCAUUAUUUUAAUUAUUAAAUUAUUAAUUAGUAAAAUUAAAAAA
Messenger RNA from Pogonomyrmex barbatus (red harvester ant), 2123 nucleotides. It is a transcript of the gene Pms2, whose product is annotated as mismatch repair endonuclease PMS2. Gene Ontology annotation, molecular function: mismatched DNA binding; ATP binding; ATP hydrolysis activity. NCBI's taxonomy places the organism in Eukaryota, Metazoa, Arthropoda, Insecta, Hymenoptera, Formicidae. Gene Ontology annotation, biological process: mismatch repair. The record is from RefSeq and is a predicted model, not a curated record. Gene Ontology annotation, cellular component: MutLalpha complex.